Molecule: messenger RNA, 2371 nt
Organism: Cottoperca gobio
Lineage: Eukaryota; Metazoa; Chordata; Actinopteri; Perciformes; Bovichtidae
Product: zinc finger CCHC domain-containing protein 7-like
Exons: 8
Coding region: 449-1918 (489 amino acids)
Biological process (GO): nuclear mRNA surveillance of mRNA 3'-end processing; nuclear polyadenylation-dependent rRNA catabolic process; nuclear polyadenylation-dependent snRNA catabolic process
Cellular component (GO): TRAMP complex
Molecular function (GO): RNA binding; zinc ion binding
Source: RefSeq, a predicted model, not a curated record
AGUGUGGAAGUCACAAGCCUUUCAGUUGUAUGGAGGGAAAUAUUAACGUUGUGUUUUGUGUGAACUCGUAACCGACACUUAGUGAACUAAAAACGGUAAGCACCCGUAAAGUGCCAUCAAAGACUUUAUUUCACUUGGUUGUGUUGGCUAAUUUAGCCAUAUUAACUGCCUCGGCUAAUACAGAGCUAACGUUAGUUCACGCUAGCACAGCGCCAUUAGCCUGAUGUUAAGCCACGUGUUGAUACAUUUUGAAUGUUUACAUGCUCAACUCAUAAUUACACCUUUUAGGAAAAAAAACAUAACCAGACAAUUAUAUUUCUUCCCGUUGCUAAAUAGGUAUUAAGAAAAGGUUGUGGUAAAUUAGCCUUUAGCCACCGCUGUUUGAUGGCAGUGCAGUGAGCAGUCGUUGGAUGGUGCUGUUCAGCUGCUGUUUUGAGUUUUUUUUACUAUGGACUAUAACAAGAACAAUUAUGAUGAUGCUGAGGAAGGCAGCAAAGAUGACCUUUUCUUUAUAGAGGACUGUAAUAGUUCAGACGGAGUAGAAGAGAUCAAGUUCAGUCGUCAGAAACAACACAGCAGUUGUAAACGAGCUGAUCGGCUCAGCAGGGAAAGCUCUCCCCCGCUCCUCCUGUUCAACAUCACCUCUGGACGCGCGCGGCAGCUCAGCAGCAGGAGUCCUACUUCCAGUUUGGAGGAACAGGAUGAGGAGGACAGUGGUCAGCCCAUCGAGGAGUGGAUGAUCCUUGGAGGAGAGGAGCAAGUGGGAGACUCAAGCAUCCAUCUCAACCUGAGCUACUGGAACAGCUCUCAGGAUGACCUCGGAGAUGAAGAUCAGACUGUGGAAUCAGUGAAGGAUACCUGGGCUGUAUCAGAGAAAGACAAGUGGGGUGCUGAUCGGUCUCUGCCAAGCCGCUAUUUUGUGGCUGGUCGUUCUCUGAUCUGUAACAUCUGCAACAGGACGGGUCACCUUGCCAAAAGCUGCUACUACCACAAGAAAUGCCCCACCUGUAUCCUUUGUGGGAUUCAGGGCCACAUCCAGAGGGACUGUCCGGGCCGCCGCUGCCCCAGCUGUGAACUGCCUUCACAUCGCCUCAGGCCCUGUGAAAGGCCCCCGGUGUGGAACCAACACUGCCAGCGCUGUGGGAUGUUGGGGCACCUCUCUGAUGCCUGCCCCGAUACAUGGAGACAGAACCACCUGACAAUCCGGUCAGAGCUUCCAGUCAGGCCAUGGACAGUUCACACCCUCAAACAUAGGAAGUUCCCCGCUAAUUGUUACAACUGCUCUAAGAGGGGACAUUAUGGUUAUGAGUGCACUAAGAGGAGGAUGAUCAGUGGGACCUUUCCUUCACUGCCCUAUGUUUGCCACUAUGACACCAUGGAGGACGUCCUUCAAUGUCGUACCAGGAAGCAGAAAAGAGCCAAAGAGCUUUUCAAUGCUGGAUCCGUGCCUCUCUCAAACCAGCAGCACUUGUCUGAAGCAACAGGUGAGAGCGGUGAGGAGAAUCAGCUGGUCCAGGGGAGGAGCAGGACAAAGCAGGAGACCUGUAGUCGGGCUGGCGGGAGGAAGAAGUGGCCAGAGAGGCGCAGAGAGAGACGGGAGGUGAAGAGGCUUAGGAGAGAGGCUCAAGCCAGGCGAGAAGGAGGACUACUGGGGAAAUCCCGGAGGAACUUUGAUGAUGAAGUUUGCCCUGCAGACCCCUUCAGGUCCGCACUCCACGGACACAAGCAGUCCACACCCUGUCCACAGAAGAAGAGGAGGGAUGAGGAAGCUGGCAGGAGCAGGAAGAGCAGAGAGGCCGAGAGGUGGAAGAAGAGAGGAGGGAUAAAACGUGGGGAUUUAUAUCCUCAUGUUGACGCAGACAUCAGUGCCGAAAACCUUCUUUCCCCAAAACAAAGAGUACGCCACAGACGAAGAUGAAGUGUGAUUGUUUUAUAUUUAGUAAAACAAAAUUCAAGGAGUAACAAAUUUCACUGGAUAACAAAAAUACUUUUGUCUUUGAUUCAUUAAUUUUUUGUCAAAUUAGAAAACUGUAGAAUAGCACAUACAGUUGACGUUGCUCACAUUCAGUUUAGGUGGUAUGAAUGUACUUUUGUACUUUACUUUAUCUACUGCUCUUAUACUAGCUGGGCCAAAUGUUAUGUAUGUAAAGUUUUGAAAACAUACAGUAUUUUGGAAUAUGUUUUUACACAAUAUGCCUGCUUUUUUGGCUCAUGUAGCAUGUUGUAGGGGGUGGUUUGUUAUCCCCCUAAAUAUAAUGCUAGUUUUACAGUACCAUUAAAAUACUUGAAAUCAGGUCAAAGGCACAGAACUGUGAUUGGACUUUGUAAAGAGUAAUAUUUAUAUUGUAAAUGACAAUAAACAUGGAUUUCC